Molecule: messenger RNA, 6408 nt
Organism: Bactrocera dorsalis (oriental fruit fly)
Lineage: Eukaryota; Metazoa; Arthropoda; Insecta; Diptera; Tephritidae
Exons: 2
Coding region: 2039-3595 (518 amino acids)
Source: RefSeq, a predicted model, not a curated record
AAAGGGUGAUUUUUUAAGAGCUUGAUAACUUUUUUUUAAAAAAAAAACGCAUAAAAUUUGCAAAAUCUCAUCGGUUCUUUAUUUGAAAUGUUAGAUUGGUUCAUGACAUUUACUUUUUGAAGAUAAUUUCAUUUAAAUGUUGACCGCGGCUGCGUCUUAGGUGGUCCAUUCGGAAAGUCCAAUUUUGGGCAACUUUUUCGAGCAUUUCGGCCGGAAUAGCCCGAAUUUCUUCGGAAAUGUUGUCUUCCAAAGCUGGAAUAGUUGCUGGCUUAUUUCUGUAGACUUUAGACUUGACGUAGCCCCACAAAAAAUAGUCUAAAGGCGUUAAAUCGCAUGAUCUUGGUGGCCAACUUACGGGUCCAUUUCUUGAGAUGAAUUGUUGUCCGAAGUUUUCCCUCAAAAUGGCCAUAGAAUCGCGAGCUGUGUGGCAUGUAGCGCCAUCUUGUUGAAACCACAUGUCAACCAAGUUCAGUUCUUCCAUUUUUGGCAACAAAAAGUUUGUUAGCAUCGAACGAUAGCGAUCGCCAUUCACCGUAACGUUGCGUCCAACAGCAUCUUUGAAAAAAUACGGUCCAAUGAUUCCACCAGCGUACAAACCACACCAAACAGUGCAUUUUUCGGGAUGCAUGGGCAGUUCUUGAACGGCUUCUGGUUGCUCUUCACCCCAAAUGCGGCAAUUUUGCUUAUUUACGUAGCCAUUCAACCAGAAAUGAGCCUCAUCGCUGAACAAAAUUUGUCGAUAAAAAAUUUUCGAACCGAACACUGAUUUUGGUAAUAAAAUUCAAUGAUUUGCAAGCGUUGCUCGUUAGUAAGUCUAUUCAUGAUGAAAUGUCAAAGCAUACUGAGCAUCUUUCUCUUUGACACCAUAUCUGAAAUCCCACGUGAUCUGUCAAAUACUAAUGCAUGAAAAUCCUAACCUCAAAAAAAUCACCCGUUACAUACAUGCAUAUGUACAAAGUGCAGUGAUCUCUAAAGCAAGCGCUCAUUAGCACAUAAUAAAGACCCACCUAUAGGUAUACCGUAUAGGACAUUUAGACAUAAAAUAUACAUAAAACAAAUAUAUAUGUAUAUAGAAAAAUAAAACAAAUAAAAUAUUUCCGGUCAACAAUAAAUAAUUAAAUCAAAUAUAAGCGAUAUUCUGUAUUCGCGUAAUAUUUUACUUGAAAACUCUUAUUUACUUAAAAGAGUUCACGUCUAAAAAUUUCGUUCAAAACUCUUAUUAACUUAAAAAAAAUCGCGAUUACACACACUAUCAAAUACGUAAAGCUUCUCGUCAUAUCAAGUUCAUUCAAAACUCUUAUUUACUUAAGAGUUCUCGUCUAAUCAUAUACAUAAAUAUAUAGAUAAAUAAACAAAAAUAUUAUUUGAUUCUCGGUUUUAUUGAUUUUUUGGAAACUCUUGUAUACAAAAGAGUAUUCUAUUCAACAUUUAAUAUACGAAAUAUUUUCAAAACAUCUACAAGUCUAGUUUUCACUAAGACGUUUUGAUUUAUUAUAUACAUCUUUUAAAUGAGCUCAGACUCAAAGGAAUCUAAAACAACUCAGUUGCUAAAAGUUCCAAAAAUUAUUUCAGACGAAAAAAGUCCGUGUACACCGGCAGAAGCUACACGCUCAAAGCAAGGUGCUACAAAAGAGUAAAGACAUUUCUUAUACAAAAUUCAUUGCUGAGAGUGACAGUUUGAUACGAUACUGCACUCGAUUUUCAUCUUCACCGAAUCAAGACAAUUCUGAAUCGGUCUUAGAAAGCAAAAAAGACAAUUUAGACAAUUUUUGGACGCGUCUCCAAGCGGCAUAUGACGAAAUCGUAGAAUCUGACGACUCAGAUCUACCAGAAAAUUUUAAAUCCUCGGCUUACUCCAAGUAUGAACACUGCCUAGACCAGUUCGAAGACACAAAAGCAAUGAUUUCUGAUCAACUAAAGCUAUUAAGAGCAAUUGCACCUACUCCACAACCGAGAGUAGAGCUGCCACAAAGACAAGCCCAACAGGCAAGUUCAGGCAUUCACCUUAAAGUGCCAGUAUGCGGCACAUAUAUAUUUCAUGGUGGUUAUGAACAGUGGCCGUCUUUCCCCGUCUUUCCGGGACAUGUUUACAGCUGUGUACAUAAACCAUCCUAAAUUGUCACAAGCGCAGAAAUUGUAUCACCUCAGAUACAAAACCAAAGGCCAGGCAGGCGUAAUAGUCAAACAGUUCGCUCUCAAUGACGAAAAUUUUAAUUUUGCUUGGGAAGCUCUUAAAACACGUUAUGAAAACGAGAGAAUAUUGGUCGACAAACAGGUGACGAUAUUAAUGAAUUUGCCAAAAAUUCAGAAAGAAACAAGUGAAGAGUUCAUAAAGCUUCAAUCCACUGUUUCAAAUUGUUUGUCGGUUUUAUCGACACAGAAUAUUCCCACAGAUAAUUGGGACCCCAUUCUGGUAAAUAUAUGCACAGCUGCAUUACCAGAAAAAUUGUUACUUUUAUGGGAGCAAUCGCUCUCAUCGCGAAGAAAGUGCCCAACGUGGCAGCAAAUGAAAGAAUUUCUUACUACCCAAUAUGAAAUUGCAGAAAGGGUAGAUAAAAAACUAGUCAGAACGAAAAACGUUCAAAACGACCUCAAUAGAAGCUUCAAUAGACCCCAAGCAAGUAGUCACAAGAAUUUGAAUAGAAGCUUCUUCAAAAAUCAAACGUUCACAUCUGAACAGUACGAACGAACGUCAUGCGAACUAUGCACAAGGGAGCAUAAACUUAAAACUUGCGAGAAAUUUAAGAAAUUAAAUAUAGUUGAACGAAACAAUUUCGUAAAGUCAAAAAGACUUUGCACAAACUGCUUAUCACACGCACACAUACUUAAAGACUGUGAAAGCAAAUUUAACUGCGUCUAUUGUCAUAAACGACACCAUUCGAUGCUCCAUAGAAAUAAUUUUUCCAGCUUACCCCCAAACAGCGCAAAUAUCAAAAGAGCCACGGAUUUAGUGGCAACAACAAAGUCCGAAGUAGCAAAUCCACAAAAUAGCCAAGAAGCACCAUGCUGCUCAAAGGCGUUAAAAACCCAAACGCUACACUGCGAAAAUCACAGUAGGGUACUAUUACCGACAGCAGUUGUCUCCAUCGAACACCGAGGAGAACUGUUUAUACUCAGAGCCUUAAUAGACCAAGGAUCACAACGAUCAUUUAUAGCGUCUAGGGCACAAAACAGGCUGCAGUUACCAACAAAACUGGCCAACUUUGAAAUCACGGGAAUGGGCGGAAGAGUUGUUCAAAACUCAAAUAAAAUCUGCCCCAUUACCCUCUUUUCCCCCAAGGCGGAUAAGCACAUACAAGCAGAAGCUAUUGUCCUACCGCAAUUAACCAAUAUGUUACCCAGCUAUCACAUAAAUAGCAAUCAUUGGCAAAAGGUUUCACACCUAAAGCUAGCAGACCCAAACUGCAACACCCCCGCUCAAAUAGAUCUUCUAUUAGGCAGCGAUCUCAUACCACAAAUUAUUCUCGAAGGUAUUGAGAAAAUUACCAAAACACUUCUGGCGCAAAAUACCAUUUUCGGAUGGGUCCUAAGCGGACUAGUUGUGGAACCAGUUACAACAAUGACAACUCAAGUUGAGGAAGUCUCAAAUGAGUAACUCAAUUCACAAUUGAGAAAAUUUUGGGAACUAGAAGAACUCCCCCCCAUAUCAGUCACAACCCCUGAAGAUCAGUCUUGUGAGGAUUUUUACAAAGCCACAAGUACUAGAUCAGAAAAUGGUCGGUACGUCGUACCACUACCACUUAAGUAACAAUUUCCUAACCCACUCGCCUUAGAUCACUCUCGCCCCUCUGCAAUACAGCAGUUUCUAAGUAUCGAAAGGAACCUACUUAAAAAAGGCGAACUCAAAUCUGAAUACGAUGGUGUGUUAGAAGAAUACCUCCAUUUAGAUCACAUGGAGGAAAUAAACCCAGGGGAGAAAAUCAUCAACGGUUAAUACUACUCCUUUUACCUGCCACAUCACGCAGUAGUAAAGCCAGACAAAAAAACCACAAAGGUAAGAGUUGUUUUUAAUGCCUUAAAAACCACUAGUUCAGGGAAUUCCCUAAAUGAUAUCCUAUUUACGGGACCCACACUCCAACCAGAUUUAAUGCUUCUGAUAUUAAAUUGGCGUAUAUACAAAUACGUAUUUAAUGGGGACGUUGAAAAAAUGUAUCGGCAAAUAGGCGUACAUUAAGACGACCAAGAUUUUCAACGUAUUAUGCUCCGAAGAUCCCCCACCAGUCCUUUACGCGGCUUCAAAUUAAAAACAGUUACAUUUGGCAUUAACUGUGCACCAUAUUUAGGCAUUCAAACACUCCACGAAUUGGCAGACAAGACAAAGUCAGAAUUUCCUCUGGCAACUGAAGUGUUGAAAACUCAAACGUAUGUAGACGAUAUUCUGUCUGGAAAUCACACCCUUCCACAAGCAUACGAGGCCUUAUCAAGGUAAAUAAAACCCUCAGAUCCGCAGGGUUUCCAUUAAAAAAGAUUACGGUAAAUCACCCAAAUAUUCUCAAAAAUAUUCCAAACGAAAAUUUGUUGGACACUAAUUUCCUUAUAUUCGAAAAGGAAAGUACAACAAAAACACUAGGCAUCCAAUGGAAUGCGAUAUCGGACCAGUUCUCAUACACUAAUGAGUCAAUAUCCGCACUAUCAGCUAUUACAAAGAGGCAAAUUUUAUCCUCGGUGGCAAAACUUUUCGACCCCGCAGGAUGGCUUUCGCCAAUUAUGAUCCAAGCGAAAAUCUUAAUACAAGAAUUAUGGCUAGAUGGAACCGACUGGGACGAACAAGUGAAACCUCUUCGCUUAGAAAAAUGGUUCCAGUUCGCAAACAAUCUGAAUGGCAUUUCUCAGAUUCAAAUUCCACGAUGGGUAAAUUACUCUUCCGAUCACAAAGUUGAAUUACAUGGCUUUUGUGACGCCUCAGAAAAGGCAUACUGCGCUAUAAUCUAUGUGCGCACGAAAAGUGACACCACUUAACUAUAAGUUUCCCACGAUUUGAGUUAUGUGGCGCACUACUACUUUCAAAAUUAGUAGCCAUGGUGAAAACGCAUUUAAACAUGACAAAAUGCAAACUAUAUAUGUGGUCCGAUUCCGAAAGUGUACUAGCCUGAGUGGAAAAACCACCACAUGCAUGAAAGACGUAUAAUUUCUAACCGAACGUCUCAAAUACUUGACCUAGUGGGAUCAGCCACUUGGCGUCACGUAGCCAGGGCUGGCAAACCUGCCGAUCUAGGUACAAGAGGGUGCAAGCCACUGCACCUUAUCACUCCCACCCUCUGGUGGAAUGGCCCCCCAUGGUUGAUAGAAUAUCCUGAUUCUUGGCCACAAAUACCAUGCGCAACGUUAACGCUCCAGAAGGUCGAAAAAUCGCCACCUUUCACACAUUAUUGGAUGAUAUCGACAUCCUUGAACGAUUUUCAUCGUUUCCAAGGGCUCUCAGAGUAGUUGCUUAUAUGUUCAGAUUUAUAGAACAACUCAAAAGCAAAGUCAAGGGAUCACAUAAUUUUCCAUGCAACACAGUGACGCACCCAGAGUUACAAAAGGCAAAGGUCGCAUAUACACAAGCGCGCUACUUCAGCCGUGAUAUAUCACUACUAAGAGAAUCGAAGCCGAUUGAUAAAAAGAGCUCACUCUUAGUCCUCAACCCAUUUCUGGACACGAAAGGUCUGCUUCUUGCCAAUGGUUGGCUCGCUAAUUCGAGCCUAACUUAUAAUGAACGUCACCCCAUAAUAAUUCCAGAGAGGUCACCAUUUGCCACAUUAUUCCUCCAUUACAUCCACAUCUUAGUGCUACACGCCGAACAUCGCCUCAUGCAACAUGUGGUACGUCAGGAGUAUUAUAUCCCCCGUCUUAAGCCGCAAAUCAGGAAGUGCAUCUUCACAUGCAAGAUUUGCACUAUGCACAAACAGAAGAUGCGAACGCAGAUUAUGGCAGCACUUCCACUGGAACGCUGCAAUUUAGCUCUGCCUCUGACAAAGGCAGUUCAUCUUGAGCAAUGUAGUAAACUGACGACGGAGGCUUUUCUCGCGGCAUUUGCUCGCUUCGUCGCUCGACGGGGCUACCCAUCAAAAAUCAUAAUCAUGAAUCAAAAACUUUUAUUAGAGCUCAACGAGCCACAGAAAAGCAAUUUGUGGAUUUUUAAAACAAGUGGCACCCGAUAUCGUACAAAAGUACGCCCCUCAAGGUAUCAAUUGGCAAUUUAUACCCCUAAGCGCUCCUCAUAUGGGCGGUUUGUGGGAAUCCGCUGUAAAAAGCUUCAAAUCCCAUUUCAAACGGGUAGCUGGAAAUUAUAGAUUCAAUUACGAAGAGUUCACGACGCUAUUAAAUCGAAUUGAAGCCGUUCUCAAUUCACGGCCACUUACAGUACUAUCGCAAGACCCCUCAGAUUUCACCGCCAUAACUCCAGGGCAUUUUCUAAAAGUAGCA